CCGGUGAGCAGAGCGUCAGCCAUGUUGUUGGUGUGACACUCAGAGCUGUCAGCAACAGGUUCCCGGAGUUUACUAGCGUGGACAAAAACUCCACAUUCCCCCUGUAGCAGCGGCUCUCCGUGAACGGUAAACUUCACAGCGUGUCCGAGACAGCGCCCAGACGUGUCGGGGGAUCAUUUUUUAAGGCUCCGAAGCUCUAAAAGUUGGUGUUUCCUCUACUUUGACCGUUGGAGAGAAAGAUGUCUGUGUGCGGUAGCUGAGGACGGCACAGGGAGUCUCCCCCCACCCUGCAAAUAUGAAUGGUGGUCCAAGUGUUUGGGCAAUCUCCCCGGAGGAGAGGAACAAACAUGAUCAGAAGUUCGACACCCUCUCCCCAUCGAUGGGAUACAUUUCAGGAGAACAGGCCAGGAAGUUUUUCCUCCAGUCAGGACUCCCUGCUUCUGUUUUGGCUGAGAUCUGGGCUCUGGCUGACAUGAAUCGGGAUGGGAAGAUGGACAGGUUGGAGUUUUCCAUCGCUAUGAAGCUCAUAAAGCUCAAACUUCAGGGAACACAGCUUCCAUCCACGUUGCCAAUCAUCAUGAAACAGCCUCCAGUGCCUGCUCCUAACCCUGCCUAUGGUAUUGGUUCUGUGCCCAUGAUGGGUGGAACAAACUUGGCUAUGAUGACGCCUCUUUCCAUGUCGUCCCCUGGACUCUCCCCGCUGACACCCAUGACUGGCCUCACCCCAAUGGCUGCGUCCACAGCUGGGAUGAGCCCGCUCAUCGCGUCAACCCCCACCAGGCCUCUGAUGGCCACUGCAGGGAAUGCUGCACUGCCCAAUGGCACCAUGGGAAUGCUACAACCGAUGCCUAUUGGAGGCUUAUCUUAUAGUAGUUCUUCAUACGCCUCUCCAGGUGGACUUUCCUCUUCCCUGCUGGACCUGGGAUCUGGCAGCUCUACCCCCUCUGGGAUGUCCCCCAUGGCCACUGUCCCCAGUGACUGGGCGGUGCCGCACCCCUCCAGACUGAAAUACAGGCAGCAGUUCAACAUGUUGGAUAAACAGAUGGUUGGAUACCUAACAGGUCAGCAGGUGAGAAACGCCAUGGCAACUACCAUGCUGACGCAGACACAGCUGGCCUCCAUCUGGACUCUAUCCGAUGUGAAUAAGGAUGGUAAGCUAAACGCCGAGGAGUUUAUUCUGGCCAUGCAUCUUGUUGACAUGGCAAAGAGCGGACAAACAAUGCCACUGACCCUGCCACCUGAGUUGGUACCACCCUCACAGAGGAGUGCGAUGAAUGGCUCCAGCUCCAACCUCUAUACAGCUCUGAUAGACAACAUCGACACAGAACCUCCACAGAAACCCAAAAAUAACUUGUCAUUUGAGGAUAAGUUCAAAGCCAACUUGGAGCAAGGGAACGCUGAGCUGGAGAAAAGACGUCAGGCUCUGCUGGAGGCGGAGAGGAGGGAGCAGGAGCGCCGUGCUCAGAAAGAACGGGAGGAGCGAGAGAGGAGGGAGAAGGAGGCCCGCGAGGCUGAGGAGAGGAGGAGAAAGGAAGAGGAGUUGAGGCUGGAGAGACAGAGGGAGCUGGAGAGACAGAGGGAGGAGGAGAGGCAGAGAGAGAGGGAGAGAAGAGAGGCAGCACAGCGGGAGCUCGAGCGACAGAAGAAGGAGGAAUUGGAGAGGAGGAAACGAGGCGAGCUGGUGAUAAAGAAGGAGCAGGAGCAGGACGAGAUCAUCAAGCUGAAGGCAAAGAAGAGGAGUCUGGAGAUGGACCUGGAAGCUGUGGGUACCAAACACCGGCAGAUUUCAGAUCGACUCAGAGACAUUCAGAACAAUAAGAAGCUCAAGCGGACAGAGUUUGAUCUUAUUGAGCAAAAGAAAGAAGCACGGCAGCAGGAUCUGAACAUGCUGCAAAGACAGAUUGAGGAAUUUCAGAGGAAGUUAUCCCAGCUGACACCUGAGAAGAAAAGACUGGCAGAAAAACUUCAAAAUAUGUCUCUAAAUAGCCUACCUGUUUCAACCGUAUCAACCCUAAAAGUGGGGUUGACAGAGAAGAGGGCGGCAUGUAUGAAGCUGCAAGACAGACUAGAAGCUCUAGAGAAGGAAACCGCUGCGAAACUAGCCCAGAUGGACCAGUGCAACAAAGACAUGCAGGAACUGAGGGAAAGCCAGAGAAAGCAGCAGGCAGCCCUGGAGAAUCUACGGAGCAUUAAAGAGGAAAAGCAGCGUGAGUUGGUGAGAAGGAAGGAACAGGAAGAGGAGAGGAAGCGACAAGUGGAAGAGAGGCGGCGUAGAGAGGAGGAGGAAGCUCAAAGGCGUAUUAAACUGGAAAAGGAGCGUCAGUUGCAGGAGAAGCUGAGGAGAGAGGAAGAAGAACGUCAGCGAAGGCUUGAGGAAGAAAGGGAGGCCAAAAGGAGAGAGGAAGAGGAGAAGCAGAGACAGGCUCUCAUCCAAGAAGCCAGGGAGCAGGCUGAGAGAGAGCUCAGAGCAAAGGAGGAGGCUGAAAGAAAGAGGAGAGAAGAGGAGGACAGGAAGAAAAGAGAGGAGGAGGAGCGUGUGAGGCAAAUAGAGAGGCGCAGACAGGAGGAGGAGAGGAGAAAACUGGAGGAAGAGAGGAGGAAACUGGAGGAGGAGAGAAAGAAGCUUGAGGAGGAGAGGCGGCAAGAAGAAAGGAGGAGAAAAGAGGAGGAGGAUAGGAGAAGGAAGGAAGAGGAGGACAGACGAAAGAAAGAGGAGGAGAAAAGGAGGUUGGAGGAGGAAAGAAAAGAGGAGGAGCGCAGGAAGGAGAGGGAGGAGGAGGAGAGAAGGAGACAUCGAGCAGCCGAAGCAGCCCUCCGAGACGGCGAGGAGAGGAGGAGAAAGGAGGAGGAGGACAAGAGGAAGCGGGAGGAAGAGAGGAGAAAGGCAGAGGAGGAGAGGAAACGAAAGGAGGAUGAAGAGAGAAGGAAACUGGAGCUGGAGGAGAAGAGGAAGAAGGAGGAGGCAUCCCGUAAGCCACAGGCGAACGGAGGGAAGGUGGAUAUACAGGAGAAGCUGACGGCUCUGCUGAGAGGACUGGAGGAGAGAAAGGGCGGACAGCCAAAGGCCACACAGCACAGGAAGUCUGCGUCCCUCACAUCCUUUAAAGCACUUUAUCCAUUCACCGCACGAAACAAUGAAGAACUCAGCUUCGAAGCUGAUGACAUCAUUGAGGUGGACGAGACAACGGAGCGAGAGGAGGGUUGGCUGUACGGCAGCAAACAGGGGAAGAUGGGCUGGUUCCCAGAGAGCUAUGUAGAAAAAGUCAGCCCCUCAGAUACUACCAAACCCACUGUUGCAGCUCCGCCUAAAGUGUCCAUCCAGGCUCAGCUGUCCAACGCGCUGGAAGCGGCCAAGACAACAGGGACCAAGUCUGCUUUCACUCCCACACAGUCUCCACACCCGGCUCCAUCCGAGACUCACGGACGGCCUGUUGUGGGGAACCUGUUGGCUCAGGCGCUGUGUUCAUGGACGGCAAAGACAGACAACCAUCUGAACUUUGAUAAGGACGAUGUGAUCCAUGUGUUGGAGCAGCAGGAGAACUGGUGGCUGGGAGAGCUGAACGGUGAAAAGGGCUGGUUCCCUAAAACCUAUGUAACUGUCCUGGGAGAAGAAGAUGGAUCAGAAGUCAAGAGCUCUGCCUCUGAUGUCACAGAUUCUGUUGACAGCCUUCAGCUUGAAGAGUAUGUUGCGCUCUACACAUAUGAGUCUCCAGAGCCUGGUGAUUUGACGUUCAAAGAGGGCGAUGUGAUCUUAGUGAGCAAGAGAGACGGAGAGUGGUGGCGGGGGUCAACGGGCGAACACACAGGCCUCUUCCCCAGCAACUAUGUCAAACCUAAAGAGGCAGAUACAUCAAGUGUAUCUGGAAAGAAAAAACAAGAGAUUGCUCAGGUGAUCAAAGCCCACACCUCUGCUGGUCCAGAGCAGCUUAGUUUGGAAACCGGUCAGCUUAUCCUCAUUUUCAGCAAAAAUCCUUCAGGCUGGUGGCUCGGAGAACUUCAGGCACGCGGCAAGAGACGCCAGAAAGGCUGGUUCCCUGCCUCUAAUGUUAAAAUAUUGGGAUCGAACAGCGGCAAAUCUACUCCAGCCCAACAGACUGUGUGUCAAGUGAUCGCCAUAUACGACUACGUAGCCGCCAACCAGGACGAGCUGAGCUUCUCUAAAGGGCAACUGAUCAAUGUUUUAGACAAGAGCAACCCUGACUGGUGGAAGGGUGAAGUUAAUGGGGUCACUGGUCUGUUCCCCUUCAAUUACGUCCAGAUGACGACGGAUGGUGAACCCAGCCACAAGUGGUGUUCGGACCCCACUAGCCUGAACUCCUUAACCCCCCAGGAGAAGAAGAGACAAGGUUACAUCCAUGAGCUGAUAGAGACAGAGGAGCGAUAUGUGGAAGACCUGCAGGUGGUUUUGGAGGUUUUCUACAAGCCAAUGUCUGAGUCACGGCGGCUGAAUGAUUCGGAGAUGUCCAUGAUCUUUGUCAACUGGAGGGAACUUCUGGCUUGCAACAGUAAACUUGUGAAGGCUCUCCAAGGUCGGAAGAAAGCUAGUGGAGACAACAUGCCAGUGCAGAGGAUUGGAGACAUCCUGGCCUCAGAGCUGUCCCACAUGCAGCCCUACAUCAGCUUCUGCUCUUGCCAGUUCAACGGUGCCGCGCUGCUCCAGACCCGCACUGACAAUGAGCCCGAUUUCAAAGCGUUCCUCAAGAAAAUUGCAACAGACUACAGAUGUAAAGGCAUGCCAUUGUCCAGCUUCCUGCUGAAGCCCAUGCAGAGGAUCACACGCUACCCACUGCACAUUAAAAACAUCCUGGAGUGCACAGCAGAGGGCCAUCCUGACAGAGGACCACUGAAAGAGGCUCUUGAGAAGGCUGAGGAGCUCUGUCAACAGGUCAACGAAGGUGUGAGGGAGAAGGAGAACUCUGAAAGACUUGAGUGGAUUCAGAACCAUGUACAGUGUGACGGAGCUGUUGAGAAUUUACGCUUUGACUCUUUGACAAACUGUUUGGGCCCCAGAAAACUGCUGCACAGUGGUAAGAUGUACAAGGCAAAAAGCAGCAAGGAGCUCUGGGCCUUCCUUUUCAACGACUUUCUGCUUUUAACUCAUGCGGCCAAGCAGUUCACCUCUUCAGGGCUUGACAAACUGUUCAGCAAGAGGAACAAUGUCCAGCUCAAGAUAUACAAACCACCUGUGCUGCUGAAUGAAGUUUUGGUGAAGCUUCCAGAUCCAUCCAGCGAUGAGCCCAUCUUCCACAUCUCCCACAUUGACAAAGUUUACGUACUCAGGACAGACAACAUAAACGAACGGACGUCUUGGGUUCAGAAGAUAAAGGUGGCUUCUGAGGAGUUUAUUGAGACUGAAAAGAAAAAAAGAGAAAAGGUUUAUCAAGGUCGCUCUAUAAAGGCCACUGGAAUCGGAAGAUUACUCGUAACAAUCUUAGAAGCCACUGAACUCAAGGCAACAAAACCAAACGGUAAAAUUAAUCCGUACUGCGAGGUGACCAUGGGCCCUCAGACCUUCACCUCAAGGACGCUCAACGACACCAUCAACCCCAAAUGGAGCUUCAACUGUCAGUUUCACAUCAAAGAUGUCUACCAAGAUGUCCUCUGCAUCACCAUCUUUGAAAGAGACCAGUUUGCUCCAGAUGCAUUUCUCGGGAGAACGGAGGUUCCCGUGGCAACCAUAAAGAAAGAGUUUGAAAAUAAGGGACCCUUGACACGGCGUCUUCUACUGCAUGAAGUUCCAACAGGGGAGGUGUGGGUCCGACUUGACCUGCAGCUCUUCAAAUAGGAAGGUGACACAAGGAGCGGUGUCCUACAGUCAGUCCUGAAUGGAUGCGAUUUACCAAAGAGGCAACUGAAAACCCCUGAAAUGUGUUUAUGUAGAAUGCCUUGAGAAAUGUUCUACUAACCUGAACUAAUACCUCUACUGAUGUAUGGGAUGCCCCCAUCCUCUGGUUGGGAUAAGGAGCUGCAAUAAGAGUUUUUGUUUAGUUUUUUUUUAUUAAUAAGGAAAAGGUGAAGGCUUUCUAAUCAGAGGAAACCUUUUUACUUUGUUGACUGUUGAAGGAGUAAAAUUACAUGUUUCUCUGUAAUGUCUUACUGUUCUGUUACAACAAUCAAGUUUUAUUCAAUUUUUUGCCAAAUCUUCUCAACUACAGCUAGCCAAGGAGUUGAUGAUCAAAGGAGCUAUAGUUUUAUCCAGGCAUUAAAGUUUUAAACUUUUUCUUUUCUUGGGAGGAAACUGACUGCUUUUUGAGACGCUGAGCUGAUCAUAGACUGUUAAGUUCAUCUGAAUGCAUCACAUAACAAAAGAUGAUAGAGUAUGGACGGCAGCAUGAAACGUAUCAGACGGCACAAGCAGCAAUAAUGUGGGUUUGACGUCUUUAUCUGUUGGGUUUACUAAUGUUGGCAGAUCAUCUCAGGAUUUAUUGUUCUGAGGUCAAACCUGUGAUCAUGUAACAACACUGAAUACUUUUUCUCCGUUUGGUGUGUACAUAUUUGCGAAGUGUAAGGAUGCCCAAGCUGUUGGUAUGAAAGAGAAAAAUAACACCUAUGGAAGCUUUAACCUUUAGAGAAAUGUCACUUUUUUUUUUUGAUAAGGUCAGACUUUAUGUUCUUAGCUUUUUGUCCUAUUGGUAAAAUCAGUCAAAGCCAAAUAACUCCAAGUAAACCUAUUAGGUGCUGACCUACCCGCCUCUUCCUGUGUUUUUCUUACAGAUUUAUCUCUUAAGGGGUUAACCUUUGAAGUUGGCACAUGUUGAUAAAUUUAAAAGGAUCCCUCUGCUCCUGUGCUGAGGUCUAUGUCUGUUGCUUCAGAAAUCAAACUCAAACAUGUUAAGUAAAACCUUUGUGGCUGUAAGAUAUAGGAACUGUUGUUGCCUCUAUGGAAGCCCUGAAAGGAUACAAUUUAUUUUAAUCAAUACGGACUAAUUAUAUUUCUGCUCUCCCUUAAUAACAA
This is a messenger RNA of Cyprinodon variegatus (sheepshead minnow), 6955 nucleotides long. It is a transcript of the gene itsn2b, whose product is annotated as intersectin-2-like. Gene Ontology annotation, biological process: positive regulation of Rho protein signal transduction; intracellular signal transduction. NCBI's taxonomy places the organism in Eukaryota, Metazoa, Chordata, Actinopteri, Cyprinodontiformes, Cyprinodontidae. Gene Ontology annotation, molecular function: guanyl-nucleotide exchange factor activity; calcium ion binding; protein binding. Bases 296 to 5785 code for a protein of 1829 amino acids. The transcript has 40 exons. The record is from RefSeq and is a predicted model, not a curated record.